CUCUCAGCAGCCAGUGCUUCUCUCUCCAGUCACUUUUUCACCCUCCUCUGGAUCUUGUUCUCACGCUCUCGCUUCUUCUUGCCGGUGGUCUCUCUCUGCACUCCUCGUCUGCUGGCUUUUGUCUCUUCUGUCACAGAGUGCUGGACAUUGGAUCAGUGACCAACACAUGCAGCAUCACCUGCGAUCGAGCAUCCAUGUCGGCUCCAGCGGUCACCACGGCGGAAGGUGGGCUCCUGUCGCAGAGUUGAAGAGCACAGGAGGAGGGUGUGUCACGUCCCCGACCUUCCACACGUUGAUGCGCCAUGGAUUAAAGCCCUGAAUGGUGCUUCGGGCUCAACGCAGCUGAUUUAGUGAGGCUGUCAGACUUCAAUUCGCUGGAGGCCUCUUCCACCUUUGCUGCUGCCCGUGUUGUUUUCUGAGGAAGAGCCUCUGUCAAGCGUUUCAGCAACAGCAACAACACAAUUACCCAAAGGGAUGACUCGCCGUCAUCAGGCUAAAGAGUAACAGAGGAGGCAAUGGGCUGGACUAUGACUUUUAAAGAUGACUUAGAGGUCAUUGCCUGGACACGGCAAACUGGGAGCUCCCUCAGUUUCUUCUUCCUCCUGUUCCUCUUUUUUGUACCAGUCAAAUUGGACAUAGUGAUUCCACGUGACCAUCAGUUCUCAUGGAAAACAGGCCAGUGGGGUCAGUGUGUCGGAGAAGAGUGUGGAUCCAAGGGGGUUCAAGUCAGGACGGUGUGGUGCGUCCACAAAGAGGGGUGGACUACCCACCACUCUCACUGUCAGCACAUCAAUAAACCCGAUGGCCAACGGAAUUGCUUCAAGGUCUGCGGAUGGCAUCAAGACCUUUUCGAGUGGGAGCUGUCGGACUGGGACACCUGCGUACUCAUCCCUUUCUUUUCCGAUGAGCUCAAGCUCAGGACCACUGAGUGUAUUACUGCACAGCAUGGCAUCCAGAGGAGAAAAGUUCAGUGUGUGCGGACUUUGAAUCGCACGUCUGUCACCUCCAGGAUAUGUGAGUUCUUCUCCCAGAAACCAGAUGUGGAGCAAGCGUGCCUCAUACCCUGUCCGCAGGACUGCGUUGUGUCGGACUUCACUUCCUGGUCAGGCUGCAGCAAGACAUGCGGCACUGGCCUCCAGCAUCGGACUCGACACGUUCUUGCCACGCCGUUGUAUGGUGGCGAAAAGUGCCCUAAUUUAACAGAGACCAGGACUUGUUCUAACAUCAUCGAGUGCCCAACUGGGGAGAGUCAGUACCAUUAUAGCCUUAAAGUCGGAGCCUGGACCGAGUGCAGACUGCCUCAUCACAAAGACCUCCUGAAUGGUCGGACUACUGUAGAUUUCGGAAGCACGAAGGAGAACAACACCGUCACGACAGACACGCUGGCGUCUCACCACGACUCCCAAAUUCAGCACCAUGGCCAGCACCAGAGCCCAAUGUCUUGGGAGUUGGAAGUGGGAUACCAAACACGGCAAGUCCGCUGUACACGGAACGAUGGCAAGAAUUCCAUGUUAAGUCUUUGCACCAAGUACAACUCCCCGCUGACCUUCAGAGUCUGUGUGAUACCCAAAGACUGUCACACGUCACACUGGUCAUCGUGGAGCUCGUGCUCCAAGACCUGCCGCUCCACUGACUUGUCUCCUGGUUACCGUCUCCGCUCACGAAUCAUGACACAAAUUCCAGUGGGCGGGGAGAAGCCAUGUCCACUCCUGGAGGAAAAAGAGGCUUGUAACAUCAUCGGAGAUUUACUGCCCAACUGCCCGAGAUAUGAGUGGAGGACCACGGACUGGGAUGACUGCCGUAUUGCUCCAUUACUGACCAGAAAACACAGGAUGGUCGCUAACAUCAGUGCACUGUGCGGAGGAGGGAUUCAGACCAGAAAGAGUUACUGCGUUCAAAUCCCUCAUUACUCAACCCCACAUCACAGAAAGGAAGUCUCCAGACCUGUGCACACGAGGAAAUGUGCGAGCGAAGAGCCACCGGUGGCAGUCAAACAAUGCUCCAUCCCCUGCCAGCAGCACUGCCGGCUCACACUGUGGUCACCCUGGGGAGCCUGCGAGCCCGACUCCUGCAAAGAACCACUGGGACGAAAAGGUUUUAUACACAGACGACGAUGGACUCUGUGGGAGUCCAGCAGCCCCCUGGAGACCUGCCCUCAUCUCAUUGAGUCCAUCCCCUGCGAAGAUCCUGUUUGCUACCGGUGGAAAAUUCACUAUCAGGGUAGAUGCCUCCCCACUACAGGCCCCUGCGGCCCUGGAACUGCAGUACAGAAUGUGACCUGUGUUGACCCUCAAGGUGAAGAGGUGCCUGCCGCCCUCUGCAGAGAUGAUUCUCCCUCCACAGAAAUCAGCUGUGAUGUCCCGUGUCCCGGGGACUGUGUGGUCAGCUCCUGGUCAGCGUGGUCAGCGUGCUCCCACAGCUGCGCUACAAAGACCUCAGAGGGCAGGCAGAGCCGGACACGCACUGUACUGGCCCUUCCUGGAAAAGGAGGGAAACCGUGUCCGGCCGCUCCAGCGCUGGAGGAGUGGAGGGUCUGCAACAAUCAUACCUGCAAUAUCAUCCACUGGGAGACUUCAGCCUGGGGUCCGUGUAUAGAGGAACACCCCUCGGAUGCCAAUGCCACAGUCCUUUCAAAUGCCACAGCUUCCUGUUCAAAAGGCGUGCAGACCCGCAAAGUCACCUGCAUUAGAGGGAACAGUGGACCUGUCAUGAACAAAAGGUGUCCUGAAUCUACUCGGCCGGAAACAGUCCGACAAUGCUCGCCUCCCUGCAAGAAAGACUGCAUCGUGACGCCCUUCAGCGAAUGGACGGCCUGUCCAACAACGUGCAUGACAGAAAAUGCGACAGCCGCCACCCAAUCCCGCUACCGGAUGAUAAUUCAGCGGGCGGCUCACGGAGGGCAGGAAUGUCCCGACACUGUGUACGAGGAGAGGGAGUGUGACUCACAUCCUUUGUGCCCCGUUUACAGGUGGCGGAUACACAAGUGGCAUAGCUGCUCCGUGGUUCCAGAUUCCGUGCAGCGGGGGAUAGCGGGUUCAGGAGAACCCUGUGGAAAUGGUUUGGAAACAAGAGGAGUCAGUUGUGUGGGAGACGACGGGGAGUUGGCCAACAUGACGGACUGCCUGCGAUGGGCUGAUCCUCUGCCCCCACAGAUCCGACGCUGUCGGGUGGCUUGCAAGGAUGACUGCACCCUAACUGCCUGGUCCAAAUUUUCCGAGUGUGCCGGAUGCGGCAGCUCUCGAUAUCGAAGGCGUUCACUCGCAGGUCGCAGCAAAAAGAAGGAACAUUGCCAGAAUCAGAAGCUGUACCCACUGGAAGAGAGGGAACCUUGUCCCUGCGAUGACUAUCUGUCACAGCCCUUUGGGAACUGGUCGGCCUGCGUUCUGCCACUGCCAUCCACAUCCUGGUCCCUGCAGAGCUGGACGAGCCACCAGGAAGUGAAGGAGUGCGGCCAAGGCCUCCGCUACAAAGCUGUCGCCUGCACCGACCAACAGGGACAUUUGGUCGACGCCACGCUGUGCACAGAAACGGGCUACAUGGUGGAGGUCUGCCACGUUCCCUGUCCUACAGACUGCAAGCUCAGUGAUUGGUCAGCCUGGUCUGCCUGCAGUGUGUCCUGCGGAAGUGGACUCAAACUCCGCUCCAAGUGGCUGAGGGAGAAGGCUUUCAAUGGCGGUCGCCCGUGUCCCAAACUGGAUCUGAAGAACCAGGUGUAUGAAGCAGUUCCGUGCCAUCAUGAGUGCAGCCAGUACGUGUGGCGGAUUGAGCCCUGGUCCAUUUGCACCAUCAACACUGUGGGCGACUCUCCAGCCUGUGGGGAGGGAGUGCAGAGCCGCAAGAUCAGAUGUGAGGGAAAAGUAGCUGCCAUGAGAAACAUCACCACCGUGGACGAGACUCUGUGUGAUCAGGAGGAAGCGCCGCCCAGCACCCAGGUCUGCUUCGUGGCCUGCCCUGAUGAAUGUGCGAUGGCCCCCUGGGGACCUUGGAGCAACUGCCCCCUGCAAUGUGACCAAGGGUCCGAGAGAAGCCGGAGCAGAGACGUCCUCCGCCUCCCUGCUGCUGAAAACAUCACCUGUCCGGAGCAGAACCAGACGGAGCCCUGUGUCCUCAACAACACCUGCUUCACCUUCCAGUACAGCGUCUCAGAGUGGAGCACGUGCCAGCUGAGCGAAAAUGCCGUGUGUGGUCAGGGAUCACGGCUGCGGCUGCUCGACUGUAUCCGCAGCGACGGCAAGAUAGUGGAGCCACACAAGUGUAGGAAGUUUGGUCAGAUGAAGUGGAAGCUGUCAGAGUCCUGUGUGGUCGACUGUCCUGUCAGCUGCAUCCUCUCCGAUUGGUCGCCGUGGUCCACCUGCUCACACACCUGUGGAAACCGAGGGCAACAUCUGCGCACACGAAGGAUCCUGCAGGAAGCUAAUGAGGAGGGUCGACCUUGUCCCACCCUGCUGUCCCAAACAAAGCCAUGUCCCAUGAGACCUUGCUACACGUGGCUGCUGAGCGACUGGUCGCCCUGCGCCAUCGAGGAUGCAGACUGCGGUGAGGGACUUCGGAGGAGGAACCUAUCGUGUGUGGUCCACUGGGGGGGCGAGGUGAAGUCUCCACCUCAGCUGAUGAAGGAGGAACUGUGCGGGGACAUGCUGCGGCAGCAGCUGCAGCAGGAGAUGGAGCAGCCCUGCUUUGUUCCUUGUCCAGGAGACUGCCAUUUGAUAGAGUGGUCACCAUGGAGCUCUUGUCAGCUGACAUGUCUGGAGGGGCGAAGCUUUGAGAGCACCGGUCGGCGGGCCAGAUCCAGAGCUGUGGUCAUGCAGGUGAUGGACAACAAGGACAGCUGCCCACAGCAAGUCUUCGAGACCCAACCGUGUAAAGGAGGAAAAUGUUACAGUUACCAGUGGAGGACGGGAGGAUGGAGCAACAACGAAAGAGCAGUUUGGUGCCAGCGCUCCGACGGUCUGAUAGUCACAGGGGGAUGUUUCCCGCAGAAGAGGCCGACCAUGGUCCGUCACUGCCAUCCACCGUGCACCAAGCCCUUCUCACACUGCACGCCGAGUGGGGUGUGUGGGUGUGAGAAGGGUUACAUCGAGGUGAUGACCACACACGGCUUCUUGGACUACUGCACCAGAACACCAGGAGUGGACAACAGCAAAAAAGCAGAUGUGAAGACCAAUUCUGGAAGGUUUAAACCUGGACCAUCUAAAGCCCAGGACCUGUUCACCGAGUGGACCCUGCGACCGGUUGGACCAGAUGGUCGAGUGAAGCUGUGGGUUUACGCGGCGACUGCGGUCGGAUUCAUCUUGAUUCUCUUCAUUAUUGCUUUUUCUUUCCUGCUCUGCAAACCAUCCGAAAACGCCAAGACGACGCCCCCGCCACAGAAACCUUUAACCCUGGCGUACGACGGUGACGUGGACAUGUAACCAAGAUCUCACUGUUAAAUGCGGAUUCUUAACUCGUCCUUCACGUUCGGUUGCUUGUAAGCUGAUUGUUGGAGUCGCGAAGUAAGUGUUGUUUAAACCCCAAAUUUGGGUGGAAGUGAAGACAAAAAAACCAGACUUGAUUUUGAAGUUUUAUAACUGGAGCUGCUACAUGUUGACAGGACACGUGUUAAAUCUGAGGACCACAAGGAAGGAGACAGACAUUUCACCUCCUCUCAUCGGUGUAUAAGGGAACUCACAAGCCUUUUUAAGACUCUCUUUAUGCACUACGUUAGUGCUUAUUCACUUUUGUUUUGCUUUUUUCAAACAACUUUUCUAGUGUUUUGGAUUGUUAUGCAAGUUGUUGCUGUUGGAUUGUGUUUUGUUGAUGAUGCCUGACGUGUAUAUGUGGAAACCAAAAGCAGACUCGAGUAAAAUAAAGAUGCAAUGCAGCUCCAUCCUUUUUGGCCUCCCGAUUAAAAAAAUGCAAAUUUUAUGGUAGAUCAAGUGAAACCAGCAUGACACAUACCUCAUAUGCUCUUCUCAUCAAACAGGUGCUGAUUGUUGAAAGUUCACGGGAUCACGUGUGGCCUUGUAAAUCCAAUUCUAAUGUAAUAAAAAUGA
Synchiropus splendidus (mandarinfish) is the source of this 6032-nucleotide messenger RNA. It is a transcript of the gene thsd7ba, whose product is annotated as thrombospondin, type I, domain containing 7Ba. The transcript has 29 exons. The record is from RefSeq and is a predicted model, not a curated record. Gene Ontology annotation, biological process: actin cytoskeleton organization; cell adhesion. NCBI's taxonomy places the organism in Eukaryota, Metazoa, Chordata, Actinopteri, Syngnathiformes, Callionymidae. Gene Ontology annotation, cellular component: extracellular matrix; plasma membrane. The coding region runs from base 516 to 5411 and encodes 1631 amino acids.